This is a messenger RNA of Salvia miltiorrhiza (redroot sage), 1869 nucleotides long. RefSeq names its product patellin-3-like. NCBI's taxonomy places the organism in Eukaryota, Viridiplantae, Streptophyta, Magnoliopsida, Lamiales, Lamiaceae. Gene Ontology annotation, molecular function: lipid binding. The record is from RefSeq and is a predicted model, not a curated record. The transcript is spliced from 4 exons. Bases 173 to 1672 code for a protein of 499 amino acids.
GCCAAACACGACCUAGAAUUGUGUCUGAAGAAAAACCUGAGCAAGAAAAACGUAAUUCGUUUUCGCUUCUGUUUUGUCUUCAUCUUCCUCAUUCUUCUCUCUUCACCAACUCUAGAAUUCUCACUCCACUCACACCCCUCAAUCUCUCUCUCUCGCUCUCUCUCUCCACAAAAUGGCGGAGGAAGCCCACCUAAUACAUCCACCGGAAGCGGCACAGCCGCCGCCGGCCACGGCUGAGGAAACCCAAACACCACCUCCGCAGCAGUCGGAGCCCAUUCCCGAACCGCCGCUAGCAUCACUCUCACUAGACGAAGCACCACCCCCCGCCGCCGCCGCCACCGUCGAAGAACACCCGAAAGAAUCCCCAGUAACCAUCGUCGAAAGAGACUCUCCUCUCCCGCCGCCGCCGCCGGAGUCCCCCACCGCCACCGCCACGGUCACCCUCACCACCACCCAGCCGCUAGCCGCCGCGCUGUCGGUGCCCCAAGAAUCUGAAGAAGUCACAGAAACAGAGACGAAAACGAAACCGCCGCCGCAAUCGCUCGGCUCCUUCAAAGAGGAGAGCAACCGAAUCUCAGAUCUCUCGCAGUCCGAACUCAAAUCCCUCCACGAAUUCAAGAACCAAAUCGCCGCCGCCGAAUUCGGCGACGAGGCCUCCAUAUGGGGCGUGCCGCUGCUGAAGGACGACCGCAGCGACGUCGUUUUGCUGAAAUUCCUCCGCGCCCGCGACUUCAAAGUGAAGGAAUCCCUCUCCAUGCUAAAAAACACCCUAAAAUGGAGAAAGGAUUUUGGGGUGGACGAGCUGCUCAAGGAGGAUUUGGGCGACGAUCUUGAAAAAGUGGUGUUUAUGCACGGCUGCGACAAAGAAGGCCACCCCGUUUGCUACAAUGUGUAUGGAGAGUUUCAGAAUAAGGAAUUGUAUGCUAAGACGUUUGGAGAUGAGGAGAAGAGGCAGAGGUUCUUGAGGUGGAGGAUUCAGUUCUUAGAGAGGAGUAUCAGGAAGCUGGAUUUCAAUCCGGGGGGGAUUAAUACGAUAUUUCAAAUUAGCGAUUUGAAGAACUCACCCGGGCCGGGGAAGAAGGAGCUUCGGAUUGCUACAAAACAGGCUCUGCUCAUCCUGCAGGAUAACUAUCCUGAAUUCGUGACCAAGCAGGUGUUCAUCAACGUUCCAUGGUGGUAUCUGGCUUUCUACACGAUGAUGAGUCCGUUCUUGACUCAGCGAACCAAAAGCAAAUUUGUCUUUGCCAGCCCAUCAAAAACCCCUGAAACGCUUUUCAAGUACAUAACACCGGAGCAAGUGCCAACUCAAUAUGGUGGCCUUAGUGUAGAUUUCUGCGAGUGCAACCCCGAGUUUACUGUGGAAGAUCCGGCCACAGAGAUCACUAUCAAACCUGCAACAAAGCAGAUCGUUGAGAUCAUCGUGAACGAGAAAUGCACUUUGUGUUGGGAGCUCCGUGUGGUCGGGUGGGAAGUGAGAUACGGUGCAGAAUACGUGCCAAAUGAUGAACGGGGUUACACGGUGAUCGUGCACAAGACUAGGAAGAUGCUCCCAACGGAUGAGCCUGUUGUGUUGGGAAGUUUCAACGUGACCGAACUAGGGAAGAUAUUCCUCACCGUUGACAACACUACCACGAAGAAGAAGAAGCUCGUCUACCGGUUCAAGGUUCUCUGAGGUAAGAGAUGUCUUGUUUCUUAUGAUUUUCUUUGAAGAAACAUGUUUUAGGUUAAGCUCAAAUUGGUGUGUUUUCUCAGUCAUAGAUAUGAUGCCUCGUACGAUGUGUUUUGUUAUGUAUUUCUCAUUGUUAAUGAUAUGUUUGUACUAAGCAAAGAAAUAUUGUCAUAGCUUUGAUUAUCAAAGCUUUCUUUUCA